AUGACAGAUAUAGCGUCGAAGGGCCGCGUGGACAACAAAUGCAAGGUUGAUAACUGUGAAAAAGCAGUUCCUAAAUGUAACUAUAAUGUGAUCAACGCUCGAGUGUGUGGCUGCAGUGGAGCAUCUAUACACUCAGCAUUCAAAAUCGAAGAAAGCACAGAUUCGACAUGUGCUAGCAGCAAAAGUCUGGAUGGUAACCCGUGCAGUGCGGCCUGUGGAAAAAGUAAAUCUGAAACAACAUCAUCAGGAAGCAGCUGCAAAACUCGAAGCUUGAAGUGCAUUAGUUUAACUGAAGAUGAAUCGGACGGUUGCUCAGCCUCCAGCGAAGUUACAGUUUGUGCAGCGCGCCAUUGCUUUUCAAAGCCAACCUCAGAGGGGAAUAAAUAUUGCUCAACAAACUGUGGAAUUAAGUCGUGUUCAAGCUCGACGAGGAGUAAGAAAAGCCCUGGCAGCUCAUCCUAUGCUCCAUCGAAAAGCAAAUGCAGUUACUCAUCAGGAGGUAAUACCAGAAAGUUUUCUUCCAGCGGCAAAACGUGCACUUCUGAUUCGAAAAGCAAGUCAAAUGAAUCGUCGAGCAAUACGCGAUGCAAAACUUCUGGGAGCAAAUUUGCAACAUCUGAGAACAAAUGCAGCUCCUCGCGGUCAGGGGGUGAAAGUACCGUAACAGUUUGCUCGGAUACUGAUAAUCUGGGAACAAAAUCAAGUACGGGUGCCUCUUCUAAUUGUAAAUCAAGUACGACUGAAACCCUCUCCUCAAGAUCUCAAUCCACUACAGACUCCCGAGGCAAAUCAAAGAAACUGAAUUCAGCAUCCAGCAGCGCAGGAAUCAGAAAUCGAUCGGAGAGGACCACGAACCGAAGCUCUCAGUUGAUUGACGACGAGUCUUCCGAAGCAGACGACACGAAGAGUUCGGCAAAAUGCAGCUCAAGCUCAUCCAAGACCCAAAAAUCUUCAAGCUCUAGCAGAAAAGGGGUCAGCAGUGACUCGUCAGAUAAACCGACUCGAUCGACGACGGAAAGUGGUUCGUCUCGAAGAACUUCCUCGAAAUUGAGUUCAGUUUCUGGGACCGCUUCUACCUCAGACAAUUCAUCGAGUAAGAGCAAGACUGGCGACACAGAUUCCACCGCUUCUUCCGGCAGUCAGACUACGAGCCCGAGUUCGGCCUCGAAGAGUUCCAGCACGACCAUGUCGACUUCGCAAACACGCAGUACAGGUUUUAGUUCAAAAAGCGCAACUCAAGGCUCAACAGACUACUGUUCGUUUUGUAAAACUGCAAGCACUUAUACUGAGAGUGACUCGGAGGAAUCUUCCUGCAAAGCUAACGCAUCGAGCACAACCUCGUCGAAAGAGUUGGAUUGUUGGUGCCGGAAGUCCAACUUCUUCACAAUGAACGGCGGAAAGUAAUGAUGUGGAGGUCCUGAUUACAGAUAUGGAGAUACGGAGCAUUUUAAAUUUUGAGUGUAAAUGAUUGAUUUUAA
Molecule: messenger RNA, 1478 nt
Organism: Hyalella azteca
Lineage: Eukaryota; Metazoa; Arthropoda; Malacostraca; Amphipoda; Hyalellidae
Product: putative GPI-anchored protein pfl2
Exons: 2
Coding region: 1-1404 (467 amino acids)
Source: RefSeq, a predicted model, not a curated record